This is a messenger RNA of Drosophila navojoa, 1735 nucleotides long. It is a transcript of the gene Ugt303A1, whose product is annotated as UDP-glycosyltransferase family 303 member A1. Gene Ontology annotation, molecular function: UDP-glycosyltransferase activity. Lineage: Eukaryota; Metazoa; Arthropoda; Insecta; Diptera; Drosophilidae. The record is from RefSeq and is a predicted model, not a curated record.
GAGUCGAUAUCAAUGCCAAUGCCAGUGAUAAGAUUAGUUGCACUCUCCACAGCUGAGUCCUCAGACUAUCCAAGUCCGGCGAUAGCUUCAAUAGAGCCCAGUACGAACGCGAGCAUUGAAAUGUUCGGUCGUGGUGCCGCACUAUGAUGGGGCACUUGAGUGGCGCUUUGCUAGUAAUCGGUGUUUGCCUACAGCAGGCACUUGCUGCCAAUAUUUUAGCCAUAUUUUCAUAUAGCUCUGCGUCGUCAUUCCUGUUCCUGACGCCCUACAUGACGGCGCUUGUCCAGAAGGGCCAUCAGGUAACCAUCAUCUCAGCUGGAAGGAAAUAUUUACCGGACAUCGACGGCGCUCGUCAUAUACGGGUCAACGCGCUGGAUCACUUAAUGGCAGAUGUUAGAGAGUCAACCGUUGACAUGAAGUUUCCCUUGGCCAAGUGGGAAGAGGCCUCGUUCGUCGCAUCGUUCUUCUACAAGUCCUCGAACUGUGUGCUCAGUGAGCCGGGUGUCCAGGCGCUGCUCCAGGAUGCGAGUGCCCAGUUCGACAUGGUGAUAGUCGAAGCAACGUUCACAGAUGCACUUUUUGGCUUUGCACACCACUUCAAGGCCCCGCUGGUGGGGCUGUCGAUCUGUGGAACCUCUUGGAGCAUUAACUACCUGGCUGGCAAUAGGGCCAUCAGUGUGUACGAGCCAAUAGUGGCAAAUGGCUAUUCGAAUGGGUUCAGCAUUCUGAAUAAGAUCAGGAACUGGAUAUACAUCACAGAGGAGUGGCUGCUGGAGCAGAUGGUGUAUCUGCCCAAGCAGUUGGCCCUGUAUAAGCGCUACUUCCAUGAAAGUGCGGAGAGUCUAUAUAAUAUUCGGCAAAACUUCGCUCUGGUGCUGAUCAAUCAGCACUUCAGCCUGGGGCGGGCCCGCUCCAACGUUCCCAAUGUCAUCGAGGUGGCGGGCAUGCACCUGGAACAGCCGUGCGCUGAGCUCGAUGAGGAGCUUCAGCAAUUUGUGGAUGCAGCCGAGCAUGGAGUCAUCAUCUUCUCGAUGGGAUUGGAGGUAGCUGCGAGCUGGCUCCCGCCCAUGCUGGUCGAAAUGAUGCUGCAAAGCUUUCAGCAGCUGCAGCAGCGCGUCGUCUUCAAAUUUGAGGAGCCGCUGCCCAACAAAUCGGAUCAAGUAUAUGUGAGACAAAUAUUGCCGCAGCGGGCUUUGUUGGCUCAUCCGAAUGUGAAAUUGUUCAUCACCAAUGCCGGAGUCUUGAGCAUUAUUGAGAGCGCCUAUUACGGGGUGCCCAUGCUGUGUGUGCCGCUGUUUUACGAUCAGUUCGCCAACUCCGAGCUAAUGAAGCAAUCCGGACUGGCUCAAAUACUGGAUCCGUCCACGAUGACUGUUGAUUCCAUAACGAAGUUAAUAAAGGAGCUCAUCGAGAAUCCGUUUUAUUCAGAAAAUGCGCAUCAAACAUCCAGGAGGCUGCGCGACAUGCCCAUGACUCCGCUGCAGAACGCCGUCUGGUGGACUGAAUAUGUGCUGCGCCACAAAGGUGCUCCGCAUAUGCGCAUUUGGAAGGAAGAUAUGUCCAUCGUACAGUACUACAAUCUGGGCUUCAUAUCGGUUCUAGUUCUCCGAUCUGGAUUGGCCGUACUGCUCAUUGUCUGCGUGGGCCUUAAGCUAGUCAGUGUUCUGCUGCGGCGUUCACGAUUUCGUCUGACUGUUCCGCUGCUCUACUGAGGACUGAUAGAACUCAUCAAAUA